AGCCGGACGAGUCCUGGGAGGAGGUGAGCAUGCCGGCGAUCCGUAUCAUCUGCGAUCCGGCGGCGCGUACCUGGCGCCGCGUCGUCUGGCUGCUGCUGCUGGCGCUGUCGGUCGCCGCGCUCGUUUACUCCGUCAACGAGCGGCUCGGCUACCUCUUCGCCAACCCGAUCCAGAUGAACGUCAAGCUGCUGGUCAACCGCACGCUCUACUUCCCCGACCUCACGCUGUGCAACAAGAACACCUUCAACCUGAGCGCCGUCGAGCGCCUGUUCGCCGAGAUGCUGAGCGAGACGGGCAGGGGUCCGAAGGAGUUCGGCCUGGCGGAGUACAACCGGGAGCGGCCGGCGCCCGCACACGCCCGCCGCAUGCUGGCCUCGCUGGUCGGACACCGUAACCGGACGGCGGCAGACGUGUGGCGGCUGACGCAGCACCAGCUCCGCCGGCUGCUGGCGCUGGACCAGUCGCCGCACGGGCAGCCAGAGUGCUUCUUCGGCCGCGGCAUACAGUGCUUCGACGUCGGCAACUGGCGGGAGGUGGUCACCGUGGACGGCAUCUGCUGGACGUACCACAACAACAACAGCAUGAAGCAAACGGGUGUCUACAACCACCUGUACCUGCAGCUGCUGGACCCGGAGCCGUCAGAGAGGCAGGUGUUUGGCGGCCCGGGGUUCCAGCUGCUGCUGCACGAGGCGCGCGACGACCCGCGCGUGGCCGUGCACAGCCGCGGCUUCCUGGCCGAGCCAGGCCGCGCCACGGACGCCGAGGUGUUGCUCGAGGAGGUGAUCAACAUUCCCACGCCGGCCGAGUAUGGUCGCGCCACGGAGCAGCUCGAGCGGCUGCUGGCCGACUGGACCGGCGGCCGCUGCAGCUGCCUCUCCUCCUGCCGCUAUAUCCACUACGAACAUAUCGUGGACAAGAUCAAGUACGAGCGACCGACGGCGCGCACGCGCGUCUUCUACAACCACCUGUUCUUCGAGCAGCGCGCCGAGGAGUUCAGCUACAGCACAUGGAAGAUGGUGUGCGACAUCGGCGGCUCGCUGGGCUGGACGUGCUCGGCCUCCAUCCUGACCGUGUUCGAGAUAGCCGAGGUGAUUUACGGCAAGUACCGGGCCCGGCGGGCGGCCGGCAACGCCGCCUGCUGAGCUCCGCCGUGCCUUCGUUCGCCACGGCCGGCCGGUCGCCAUCAGCGGACGACAGCGGUGGUGACAUCCGGACGACAGCGAUGGUGACAUCCGGACGACAGCGGUGGUGAUGUCCGGACGACAGCGAUGAUGACAUCCGGAAGACAGCGAUGGGGACAUCCGGACGACAGCGAUGGUGACACCCGGACGACAGCGAUGGUAACAUCUGGACGACAGCGAUGGUGACAUCCGGACGACAGCGAUGGUGACAUCCGGACGACAGCAGCGGUGGCAUCCGGACGACAGCGAUGGGAACAUCCAGGCGCGGAGGGCGAGACACGCCGCUUGGAAAGGUUGUUUCUGCUGUUUAUUGUUUAGAACUGUAGACUGGGCCGUAACUGGCAAAACUGGGUGUUGCAAAAGAUGCCGACGAAGCCUUGUUGUCGCAUAGGUGCUUUGGUUGACUUAAUUGCUUACUUUUUAGUGGUGGGCGGUGUUCAACUGAGAGCGACGUAAAAAAAAACGGCGUAGAUUGAUGAGUAAGAUUACAGUUGAUAGCUACUGACUUGUACCCUACGGUGUAAUAAUCAUGAUUUUGUUUUAAAGCUGUUUUCAUGGCAAUAAAUAUGACAAUUUAGUCUUGUCUAUCACAGUACUUAAAUGUUGUGAUAGCGUACCA
Molecule: messenger RNA, 1800 nt
Organism: Pollicipes pollicipes
Lineage: Eukaryota; Metazoa; Arthropoda; Thecostraca; Pollicipedomorpha; Pollicipedidae
Product: acid-sensing ion channel 4-B
Exons: 3
Coding region: 30-1142 (370 amino acids)
Biological process (GO): sodium ion transmembrane transport
Cellular component (GO): plasma membrane
Molecular function (GO): ligand-gated sodium channel activity
Source: RefSeq, a predicted model, not a curated record